Penicillium atrosanguineum is the source of this 2178-nucleotide messenger RNA. Its product is annotated as Zn(II)2Cys6 transcription factor. The record is from RefSeq and is a predicted model, not a curated record. The coding region runs from base 1 to 2178 and encodes 725 amino acids. Gene Ontology annotation, molecular function: DNA binding; DNA-binding transcription factor activity, RNA polymerase II-specific; zinc ion binding. NCBI's taxonomy places the organism in Eukaryota, Fungi, Ascomycota, Eurotiomycetes, Eurotiales, Aspergillaceae. The transcript is spliced from 5 exons. Gene Ontology annotation, biological process: regulation of DNA-templated transcription; DNA-templated transcription. Gene Ontology annotation, cellular component: nucleus.
AUGGAGUCUCCGUCUGAUGCGCCCUCCAAGCGGGCCGAUGUCGUCAAGCGCGUCUCUCGGGCCUGUCUACAUUGCCGUCAGCGCAAGUCGCGCUGUGACCUCGAUACAAAUGGCAAUCCUGGCAAGCCGCCGUGUCAGCGCUGUGUGCGCGAACAUCGCGAAUGCGUCCUCGGCGGCUCUAACCGAGGCGGACGCCGCAUUCGCAAGAACAAAAUCAAAAACUUCACACCGGCGGCUGAUCCAUCACCUAGUAAGGACUCGGAGGAGACUUCUAGUCCUGCGGAUUCUGAAGCGCGCCGUGCACCAUCUGCAUCUGCUAUAUCGGUAUCCUAUCCCGGACCAGUCGUCUUUAUGCCCCCCAACCCGCCGGCUUCAACCACCGCGGUUGUGGAAGACGAUGAUGCUUCAAUUGGAUCUGUUCCGCGAAAUCCAUCUGAUGCCUGGCAAUGUCUGACAGGUAUCGCCACCCACGGCGCCCCGGCUCCCGAAGUGCGCGGCCACCGUGCACGGUCGGAGUCUGGUGGAUUCUCCACAUUCAAUGGCCUGCGCAACGGCGUUGUAUCCGAUUUUAAUGCUCCAAAUACCGGUAUUAGAGCGUAUCGACUGGUCCAGUCACGGUCUCUAGACCCUGGCACUGUUUGGCAGCUUGUUACUCGUUAUGCGGAAAACUUCCACCCAUACCUCCCAUUGGUUCCACGGAGAUAUUUUGAGCGCACCGCACUUGACGAUUUUGCCAACAAUGAGAAAUACCUCCUCACUGCUGUGCUUACAAUUGCGUCUAAAGAUCUUGUCGACCGACCCGAGAUCCACGAAUACUGCUCAAAAUACAUGCACGAGCUAAUCUCAGGCAUUGCCGCGGGUGCAGACUGUGAUGUUGAAGCAGUCGAGUCUCUUCUGUUACUAGCCGAGUGGGAACCCCAAGGCCUGCGUCCUCGCAUCGAGCGUGUGGGUCGUGGAGAAGAGGACCGAGCUGCGUGGAUGCAUGUUGGACUCGCAUUGCGCUCGGGUUAUUUCAUCGGAUUGGAUCGAACAUCCUUCCGAGGGGAUCCAUAUGGAGACCAAGAAACUGAGUCUCGUCGAAGAUUAGCCUGGGCUAGCUGCUAUGUCUCUGAUCGAUUGAUCUCUGUGCGUAUUGGACGUGCUUUCUGGUCGCGGGGUCCAGGUCCGAUGACUGGCCUUGUUAGCCAGGACUUCCCUUCGCUACAGCCAGCAAAAGAGGGCGAUGAGGAUUACUCCAAGAUCUUCCAGGCUAUGUUGGAUCUGACGCAGCUGUACGGAAAUGUGCAUGAAGUCUUGUAUUCUGGAAUGCGCACCAGCAAUCAAAUGAUGCUGAUGGGAGACUACGUGAAGUAUGUGGAUGAUUUCCGACUAGCUAUCCUGCGAUGGAAGUCUCUUUGGGGACCUUUAGACUGCUCGGCCCCUAUGAAGGCAACAUUGCAGCUGUCAUACGAAUAUUUGCGGCUAUAUACGACUGCAUUUGCAUUCCAGGCUGCGAUUUCUCAGACUUUGGCGAAGCCAAAGACUAGUGCAAACUCACACCGGGAGGAACUCCGAUCAACAUUCAAGAAUGUGGCUUCGAUGCAAGAUUCUCGGUUCAUCUAUGAGUCGGUUGAUGCGGCUAAGGCCUAUCUGACCAUUCUCGUGGACUCCGUAGAUCCUGAGAGGCAUUUACAUUUCAUGCCACUCCGGUUCUAUUUAUAUGGCAUUUACUCUGCUGUCUUCCUCUACAAGGCUCGUUCCUUUGGAAUGAUGGUUCCUUCCGAAGAAGCCAAGGUCCAAGGGCUUGUCGCUCGAACCACAGAAGUCCUCAAACAAGCUAGUGCAGGCCCCGAUGACAUCGGAGCGCGCUACUCUCACCUGCUGGAGCUUUUGUGGAAAACAAAGCCGUCCAUCUCGACGGCCGCCACAAAUACCCAGCAAAACAGCGACUUUAUGCAAACAGCUCUACCAAACUCAGUCUCUGACACAUAUAUGGAUUUCAGCCCUGCCAACGACUUUUCCUGGUUGGAUCUGGAAGCCGUGGGUGAUUAUGUAUCUGGAGACCCAAUACCGGGUGGCCUACUAGGUCUGGAUGCCUUCCAUAAUACGACCGACCCUUACCAGCCCGGACAAGAAAGGCCACAAGUUUGGCAGCAAUCUGCGUGGCUGGGCGAUAUGAGUAGUAACCUUCUGUUUUAA